AUGGCGGAAUUCAGCUACGACGACGUGACACCGCUACCAAUCUCGGAAGAGAACCCACAGCUAUGCCAGAUCUUGUACAAAGAGGAGUACAAAACCACAAUGGGGCUAUUGCGGGCUUUGUUGGCUAAAAAGGAGUACUCAGAGCGAGCUUUGGCUCUCACUGAGCGGGUGAUCGAGUUGAUUGCGGCGCACUACACUGUGUGGCAGUACAGAUACCACAUUGUGCUCAACAUCAACCGGUCCAUCUUGGAGGAGUUGGACUGGUGCGAGGAAAUUGCGUUGGAAAACCUCAAGAACUAUCAAAUCUGGAACUACCGCCAGUUACUCAUUGAGCACUUGUUGAGCCAGGGCUGCGAGGAGGACCGGAAGCGGUUCAGCUACAGACGGGAGUAUCCGUUGAUGCAGGCUAUGUUUGACGAAGACGAGAAGAACUACCAUGUUUGGUCUUAUCGCAAGUGGUUUGUGAAGAAGUUUGGUUUAUUGGAGUCUCCUGAGGAGUUGGCUUUUGUCGAUGGAUUGAUCGCCGCUGACAUCAGAAACAACUCUGCCUGGAACCAUCGCUUCUUUAUCAGUUUCGGGAGCUUCCAGUCGGGUGCAGCUGAUCCGCUGAUUACCGAGAGGGAGAUUAGCUAUGCCAGAAUGAAGAUUGCGUUGUCUCCACAAAACCCAUCUUCGUGGAACUACUUGCUCGGCAUCUAUGAUUUCAUAAAAAAAGAUAUCGAUGAUCUCUUUGAGUUUGCCAGUGAGUAUGCUAGCUACAGGGUGGAAGACGCCUCGGUCGAGCCUAUGAUUGAGAGUGUGCUCGCUUUGGAGGUGCUUGCCAGGAUUCAUGAGAGAAAAAACCCGCAAGAGGCUGCCAGAAUAUACGAUCUUUUGGGCACCAAAUACGACAAGAUCAGAGUUAGAUAUUGGGCAUUUGAGAAGCAAAAACUACAUGUAUAG
Messenger RNA from Babjeviella inositovora NRRL Y-12698, 942 nucleotides. It is a transcript of the gene RAM2, whose product is annotated as bifunctional protein farnesyltransferase/protein geranylgeranyltransferase. Gene Ontology annotation, molecular function: CAAX-protein geranylgeranyltransferase activity; protein farnesyltransferase activity. The record is from RefSeq and is a predicted model, not a curated record. The transcript is spliced from 2 exons. The coding region runs from base 1 to 942 and encodes 313 amino acids. Gene Ontology annotation, cellular component: protein farnesyltransferase complex; CAAX-protein geranylgeranyltransferase complex; cytoplasm. Gene Ontology annotation, biological process: protein geranylgeranylation; protein farnesylation. NCBI's taxonomy places the organism in Eukaryota, Fungi, Ascomycota, Pichiomycetes, Serinales.